Planococcus citri (citrus mealybug) is the source of this 1866-nucleotide messenger RNA. RefSeq names its product porphobilinogen deaminase-like protein l(3)02640. The record is from RefSeq and is a predicted model, not a curated record. Gene Ontology annotation, cellular component: cytoplasm. The transcript is spliced from 8 exons. Bases 297 to 1409 code for a protein of 370 amino acids. Lineage: Eukaryota; Metazoa; Arthropoda; Insecta; Hemiptera; Pseudococcidae. Gene Ontology annotation, biological process: heme biosynthetic process. Gene Ontology annotation, molecular function: hydroxymethylbilane synthase activity.
GAUGGUCAUUGGUCGUUCGUCAUCCACGUCAAAUGUGUUCUUUUUUCUUUUCUUUUCUCGAAAGUUAGAACUUUUCCGUCGAAAGGUGAUAACAUUGGCUUGGUUACGAAUUAUGAUAAUUGAUUGAUUGCUGAUAACCAGGUUUGGCCAAAGUAAUUAAGUGGCACGUGAAAGUUCAGAAGAAUGUUUCGCAACGUGUUUCAUGUAGUUUUAGUUUUUCAUUCGACAGUGUGCUAAAAUUAUCUGAAUGUGUGUAUAGCGACAAUGUAUCCGUGACCGGUUUCAAAUUUCAAUCGAUGGAUAAUUCAAAGGAGAAAAUUUACAAAGUGGGAUCUAGAAAAAGUGAAUUGGCUUUAAUUCAGACUCGUCAUGUGAUAAAUCGAUUACAACAAUUGCACUCCGAUGUGAAAUUUGAAAUUGAGGAGAUGAACACCACAGGAGAUAAGAUUCUCAAUCAACCACUGCCCAAGAUCGGAGAAAAAAGUUUAUUUACAAAAGAAUUGGAAGAAGCUUUGGAAAGAGGAGAUGUUGAUUUUGUCGUGCACUCUUUAAAAGACUUGCCCACUACAUUGCCUGAAAAGAAAACUGUCGGUGCUAUUUUAAAAAGGGAAGAUCCCAGAGACUGUGUGAUUUUACAUGACAAACACAGACACUUGACUUUGGAAACACUGCCUAGAGGAAGUGUGAUUGGAACAAGUUCUUCAAGACGCACUGCCCAGUUAUCCCGUCUCUACCCGAAUGUCAAAGUACAGAGCAUACGAGGCAAUUUAAACACUCGUUUGGAAAAAUUGAAAGACCGGAAUUUGUACGAUGGUAUAGUUUUAGCUACUGCUGCAGUUAAAAGGAUAGGAUGGACCGAUCAAAUUUCUGAGGUGCUGAACGAUGAUAAUGUUCUUUAUGCAGUUGGACAGGGUGCAUUAGCCGUAGAAUGUCGCGAACAAGACGAAGAAGUAUUAUCAUUAUUGCAACCUCUAAUACAUCAUGACACUGUACUACUUAUUUUAGCAGAACGAAGUUUUCUCAAGAGAUUAGGCGGAGGAUGUUUUGCUCCUGUGGCUGUGCGUUCAUCAAUAAAUGACAAUAUCCUUUCCUUGCAUGGCCAAGUUUGUAGCACUGAUGGCAGUGAGAUGAUUGAGGAUGGGUUAAAAUGCGCCUUGAACGAAGAAAAAUCUGAAACGACUGAAAAUGAGGUCGAAAACGGAUCCGGCGAACCUCCUCUGAAACGCGUGUGUAAACCUCAGCAAUUGUUUUGCGGCAUCAGUCCAAAUUCAGCGAAUAUUACAUUUUUGGAGAAGGCCGAAAAACUUGGCGUAAACUUGGCUGAUUUACUUAUAGAAAAAGGAGCCCUGAAACUUCUAAAUGCAGCGCGCGAGGAAGCUUCGAAAGAUGUUGUAAAAAUUCAAAGUUGAAAGUAUUUUUAGUGUGUUAGUAUGUUGUAGAAAGAUUGUGUAACGUGUGAUAUUAGGUUUGCCGUCUUGAAAUGUAUCUUUUUUUAGUGUUAAUAAUGUACCACAGUCAAGCGGCGUUUAUUUUCAAUUAUCAUCACCGUAUGUUCGUCGCUCAUUUUUCAUUUGUUGAAUUUUACGUGUUGGUAAUUUUUGUACGUAGAACAGUUUCAGUGAUUUUUUGUUUUCAAUGAAAACGCGGUGUUUCGAUAUGACUGCGUAGAAUAUCUAUUCGUUGGAAACGAAUUUAUUUAAAAUAUUAUUAUAUCCUUGGUGGAUUGGUCUGUGAUCUUUAUAUUGUUUUUCAAAAUACAUCUUUCAUGUUAGAUUUUAACCCAAAGUGUGAGGAUCAGGUAGCUAAAUAAAAAUUACGUAAUGAAUUAUGUUAUAAUACGUAAACAAUAUAUUGCUUUGAUUGUGA